AUGUCCCAGGAUUCCAAUGAAACCAAGGGAGACACUUUAGUCUUCUACGUGAACGGUGUAAAGGUCACAGAAUCAAAGCCGGAUCCGGAAAUGACCUUGCUGACCUACAUCAGGACGAAAUUACAUCUGACUGGCGCCAAACUUGGGUGCGGAGAAGGAGGAUGUGGGGCCUGUACCGUGAUGGUGUCUAGAUACCUUCCAGCCAUAGAUGUUGUCAGACACUACAGUGUCAACGCCUGUCUAGCGCCUCUGUGCUCCAUGCAAGGUCUGGCUGUCACAACUGUGGAGGGAAUAGGCAAUAUGAAAAACAUUCACCCAGUACAGGAAAGGAUAGCCAAGUUCCAUGGGUCCCAGUGUGGGUUCUGCACUCCAGGCAUCGUCAUGUCCAUGUACACACUUCUGAGGAACAACCCCACCCCAACAGAUACAGAAAUGGAGGCAUAUUUCGAUGGAAAUCUGUGUCGAUGUACAGGCUAUCGGCCGAUACUUGAUGGCUUUCGUACUUUUACCAAGGAGUUCAAGUGUGCUCUUGGGGAGCAGUGUUGUCAGAAGAGGUCAACAGCAACCAAUCACAGCAGCUCAAACACAGUUCUGGGACCAAAAAUCACCAGUCUCAAGCCUUACGACCCAACUCAGGAACCCAUAUUUCCUCCAGAUUUGAAGGUGAAUUACUGGAAGUUUCAUGGAAGUUCUCACACAUUCAUUGGUCCCAAUGUUAUGUGGAUACAGCCCUCAACUUUGACUGAAUUGGUUGAGCUGAAAGCCAGAUACCCCAGUGCUAAACUUGUGGCUGGAAAUACAGAAAUAGGUGUGGAAACCAAGUUCAAGAACAUGAACUAUCCUGUUCUGAUUUCCACAACCAACGUGCCGGAGCUCCAGUCAGUCAGUGUCAGUGAGGACGGUGUGACGAUUGGUGGUGCUGUGACUUUGUCACAGUUUAACGAUGAACUGAAGAAGGUUAUUCUUUCAUUUCCAGAACACAAAACCAGAGUCAUUUCUUCUAUAGUGGAGAUGUUACAGUGGUUUGCUGGUCACCAGAUCAGGAAUGUGGCUUCAGUUAGUGGAAACAUCAUGACUGCCAGUCCCAUAUCAGAUCUGAACCCACUCUUUCUGGCAGCCGAAGCCACAGUUUGUGUCCAGUCGCAAGAGCGUGGUAGGAGAUUGGUGAAAAUUGACAAAAGUUUCUUCUGUGGCUACAGAAAGACAGCAGUGGCCAGCGAUGAAGUGUUGCUGUCUGUUAUAAUCCCAUUUACCCGGAAGAAUGAAUACUUUGCUGGGUACAAACAAGCGAACAGGAAAGAAGAUGACAUCUCACUAGUUACUGCAGGCAUGAAAGUGGCCGUCUCAAAGGUCAACACCAUUAACAAGGUCAUCUUGGCUUUUGGAGGCAUGGGAGUGACGACACUGCUGGCAAACACAACCAUGGAGAGUAUCGUUGGAGAUGAAUGGACCGAUCCAUUGGUAGCAAAAGUGAGUGAACUCCUGGCUGGUGACCUGCCUUUGUCGCCUGGUGCCCCAGGUGGGUUUGUGGAGUUCCGCCAAGCUUUGGCACUCAGCUUUUUCUUCAAGUUCUUUGUCACAGUCCGGCAACAGAUCCUCAAGGAUGAGGUUGUGAAAGACCUCAGUGCCAUCCAGUCAAUGGAAAAACCAGCAUGCAAAUCAAUGCAGGUUGUUGGUGGAAUGGAUGCCCGACUGCGGACCCAUGAUGUUGUUGGCAAACCCAUUGUGCACUCCUCAGCCCUACAGCAGAGUACAGGGGAGGCAGUCUACUUAGAUGACAUGCUGCCUGUUGAAGGUGAACUCCACAUGGCUUUGGUGACCAGUACUCAUCCUUAUGCAGACAUUCUCAGCAUUGACCCAUCCCGUGCCCUGUCUACUCCUGGUGCUGUAGACUUUGUAUCGGCCACAGAUGUGCCAGGUGUGAACUCUCUUGGGAUUUAUAUGGAUACUGUAUUUGCUACCAAAGAAGUAACCUGCCAGGGACAAGUGAUUGGUGCCAUAGUCGCACAGACCCAAGCCCUGGCUAGAAGUGCUGCCAGAUUGGUUGACAUUCAGUAUGAAGACAAGCAGCCUGUUGUUAUCACAAUAGAGGAUGCCAUCAGACAUGAAUCCUACUACAAACCGUUCCGGAAGAUACAGACUGGGAAUCUGGAAGCAGGAUUUAGCUCCAGUCAGUACAUUCUGGAGGGGGAGGCCUACGUUGGUGGACAGAAUCACUUCUACAUGGAGACCAUGUCCACUCGAGUCUUGCCUGGAGAGAAUGGAGAACUGGAAGUCUUUGCUUCAACACAGAACCCAUCAUCCUUCCAGAUUGACUUGGCAAGAGUUCUUGGUAUUCCAUCCAGCAAGAUUGUUGUGCGAGUGAAAAGACUGGGUGGUGGUUUUGGUGGCAAGGAGAGCCAGAUUGUCCUCUCAGGCAUCCCUGCUGCAGUGGCAGCCAGCAAACUAAGAAGACCUGUCCGCUGUGUGUUAGACCGAGACGUUGACAUGAUCACUACUGGAAACAGGCAUCCAUUUCUCGGCAGAUACAAAGCAGGAGCUCUGGUCCACAUCUACAGAGAUGGGUACGUCCUUGUGGCUCACUCUGGCACAGAAAUGGGACAAGGACUUAACGUCAAAGUGGCUCAGAUUGCCAGUGAAGUCCUAGAGAUCCCCCUCUCACUUAUUCACAUCAGUGAAACAGCCACAAAUGCGGUUCCAAACACUUCGCCAACUGCAGCGAGUGUAGGCACAGAUGUCAAUGGAAUGGCUGUCAAGAACGCCUGUGAAGUGCUAAAGGAAAGAUUGAAGCCUUACUUCCAGAAAAUGCCAAAUGCACAGUGGGAAGAAGUGGUUCAUGCUGCCUACAUGGACUCAGUGAGUUUAUCUACAACUGGAUUUUAUGCCACGCCAAAUGUCGGCUAUGACAUGGAUACCCAGACAGGAAGACCGUACGCAUAUUACACAUUUGGAACAGCAUGUACGGAAGUACAGAUAGAUUGUCUCACUGGAGAUCAUAAGCUGCUGCGUACAGACAUCGUCAUGGAUGUUGGAAACAGCGUCAACCCCGCCAUUGAUGUUGGACAGAUAGAAGGAGCAUUUGCUCAGGGUUACGGCCUCCAUCUGUUGGAGGAUGUGAAAGUGACACCUGAUGGCUCCCAUCUGACACGUGGCCCAGGAAACUACAAGAUCCCUGCCUUCGGAAACAUUCCUGCCGAGUUUAACGUCCACCUGGUGCCUGACAGUCCCAACCCCAACGCUAUAUUUGCUUCCAGGGCUGUUGGGGAGCCUCCACUGUUGCUGGCAAGCUCAGCGUUGUUUGCGGUCAAGGAAGCCAUCCGAGCAGCACGCCAAGAUACUGGAGCCAGCAUAAAGUUUCAGCUCAACAGUCCAGCUCUUCCGGCAGACAUCCGCAUGGCAUGCCAGGAUGACUUUGCCAAGAAGUUUCCUAGAAUUGAUCCCAAGACAUACAAGCCAUGGGCAGUCACUCUGUAA
This is a messenger RNA of Candidula unifasciata, 3474 nucleotides long. NCBI's taxonomy places the organism in Eukaryota, Metazoa, Mollusca, Gastropoda, Stylommatophora, Geomitridae. The record is from the annotation of a GenBank genome assembly.